Messenger RNA from Selaginella moellendorffii, 2642 nucleotides. Its product is annotated as bifunctional diterpene synthase, chloroplastic-like. Gene Ontology annotation, molecular function: magnesium ion binding; terpene synthase activity. The coding region runs from base 88 to 2592 and encodes 834 amino acids. Lineage: Eukaryota; Viridiplantae; Streptophyta; Lycopodiopsida; Selaginellales; Selaginellaceae. The transcript is spliced from 14 exons. Gene Ontology annotation, biological process: diterpenoid biosynthetic process. The record is from RefSeq and is a predicted model, not a curated record.
AAAUUUUUCUUCAACGCUUCCCUGGAUCCACAAACUUCAGCAGUGCUGGAAAAGCUUAUAUUCUAGCAAGAAGGCAAAGUUUUUGCAAUGUCAAAGGUUUUGCUCAGCAGCUUUCAACGCACUGGCGGUGGAAGCCUCCAGUUAUUUGGAGGCACUAAUCUCAAGAGCAACGCACAGCCGAAUCGGUUUCGGAAAGUUAGCUGCUGUGCUUCAAAGCCAGCUGAGGUUCUAGAGAAGCGGGAAAAGGAGAAGCAGCAGCCAUAUCAAGGCAUUCUCCACGUCCAGGCUGGCGAUCGAAUCGAGGAGCUUGAUCACAGAGAAACGUCUCUGCUCGUCAAGGAAGUGAAGGGAUGGCUGAUGAAACUCGCGAGUGGCAAGUGGGAAAUCAGUCCUUCGACUUACGACACCGCCUGGGUCGCCCGAAUCCCGUCCGACUCCGACUCCUCUCUUCCCGAGUUCCCGGAGGCCCUGGAGUGGAUCAUCAACAGUCAACUUCCGGAUGGAUCAUGGGGUGAUGAUUGUCACUUGCAACUCUAUGACAGAGUGUUUUCCACGCUCUCUUGCCUGGUCACGCUCAACCUCUGGGACAUCGGGCACAACAGCAUUGCGCAAGGCACGAAGUUUUUGCGUGAGAACAUGAUCAAGCUCAACCAUGCCGAUGGAGAUUUCUUGUCAGGUUUCGAGGUGACGUUUCCAAUGAUGCUCCACGAAGCAAAGCGGGUGGGCCUUAAGCUUCCGUAUGACACAGAGUUCACGAGGUUGCUUGAGAUCUCCACCACGGAGAAAUUGGCGAAGAUUUCUUUGGAUAGACUCCAUUCCACUCCCACCACGUUGCUAUACUCCUUGGAGGGCCUUCAAGGUCUUGAGAUUGACUGGCAAAAGAUCCUCAAGCUUCAGUCCAAAGAUGGAUCCUUUUUUAGCUCGCCCUCGUCAACCGCAUGUGUUUACUUGAAGACCAAGGACAAAAAAUCGUUGCAAUACUUGCAAAAAGCUAUGAAAAAUCAAAACUAUGCUGUUUCUUGUCAUUACCCUAUUGAUCUCUUCGAAAGUUUACGGGUGGUCGACACCAUUGAGCGCUUGGGCAUUGACCUCUUCUUCAGAGAUGAGAUCAAAGCCGUCCUUGACUACCUGUAUAGCUUCUGGACAAACGAAGGAAUUGGAUGGGAAUCUACGUGCAUAGUCAAUGACAUCGAGGACACAGCAAUGGCCUUCCGUAUCCUUCGGAUGCAUGGAUAUAGUGUAUCUCCAGAUGCAUUCAACCAGUUCUGGCUGCCAGGAGACAAGUUUUGCUGCUUUGUUGGUGAAUUGCCACAUGGGGUCUCUGCAAUGCUCCACUUGUAUCGGGCUUCCCAAGUUGAUUUUCCGAAUGAGGAGAUUCUUACAAAGACUUUCAAGUACUCCCACGAUUAUUUACUUAAUGUUGAAAGCUCUCACACAUCGGCAACCAAGAAAAACCUCAUGGGAGAGGUCACAUUUGAGCUAGAAAAUCCACUUCAUGACUGCUUGCCGAGGAUUUACAAUAAUGCAUAUAUCAAGCACUAUAGCAUUGAUGAUCCUUGGAUUGCUAAGACUAUUUAUCGAUUGCCUCAUGUGAAUAACAAAGUACUUUUAGAACUUGCAAAUCGGUAUGCUCAACAAUGUCAAUCAUAUCAACGUUCUGAGCUGAAAAUAUUGGUGGAAUGGUGGCAUUCAUCGCACUUUGAAGAUAUCCCUUCUACAAGAUUUAAAUCUAAUGUUAAUAUGCUCCCCUAUAUUUACUAUGUUAUUUGCUCAACUUUCCAUGAGCAAAACUUUGGCCAGUUGAGAAUUUUUUUCACGAAAACUUGCUGCAUGAACACUUUAUUUGAUGAUCUUUUGGAUAGUGCAAAAAGCAUUACAGAGCUUGAUCAUCUCCAAAAUAUGAUUGAAAGGUGGGAUACAUCUUUUUUAUCACAAAAAGAAUAUAAGAUUAUCUUUCAAGAAUUCUAUAAUACCAUUCUUGUUAUGACUGAAAUGGCCUCUAAAAUAAAUCAAAAUCUAUCUCCGGAAUUCAUCCACAAAUACCUUUUAGCAAUUGGCACUGAACUUAUAAAAUCUGGGAUUAUUGAUGCUCGCUGGAAACUUCAAGGAUAUAUUCCAGGUUUUGAGGAGUAUAUGGAAAACGCUGAAGUUAGCAUCGGCAUUGCAACUCACUUACUUAUGGGCAUAUUAUUUUGUGGUGACCAUUUAACAGAAGAGUUAUUAAACAUCAUUUAUGAUAGCAAGCUUCUUAAACUUGGUAGUAUCAUCUCUAGGAUUUGCAAUGACAUCCAAACAUAUAAGAUUGAGAUGAAACUGGGGCAAUCAGCACAUGGAGUUUCUUGUUAUAUGAAAGACCACCCGGGUGAAACUGAAGAAGAUGCACUAGCAUACUUACAAAGUUUGCUCGAGAAAACCAAAAAGCAACUCAACGAAAUUUAUUUCACUGAGAAAGAUUUACCCAAAAAUAUCAAAAGGUUUAACUUUGAUAUAGCACGGAUGAUGAUGUUCACCUACAACAAAGCAAAGCAGGAUCUCUUUAGAAACCCAAAUAAAGAGCUUCAAAACAUGAUUGAAUUUUGUUUGAAAGCUUAAUGUAACAUAUAUAUGUUUUUAUAAUAUAUUCCCAGAGUUCCUUCCUCAAA